AUGCCAAAGCUUGACUGGGUUGGCAAUAGCCCCUCCACUAACACCGGGCUCACAUUUGCGGUGCCCUGGGCUCAAGGACAAUACCGGUCGAAGCGCAGUAGUGUCUACUGCCUUGAUCAGAGUGGCCACAGACUGCCCUCGCAGUGCUGGAACACUGCCUACUGGCCAGAUGGCUCAGUCAAAUGGACAGGCCAUGCACUCCCUGGUCUGCCGCAGUACCCGACUAGUGUUUAUGUUGAUUGUGUCGGUUCUGUUUCGCCUUCCGAGGAGGCAUCCUCCGUCCCAAGCGAAGCGCGAACACCGAUACGGACAUUAUCAGAUUCGGAUAGAAUAGAAAUCGACACUGGUACAAUCAAAGUAGUCUUCCCAACGUCGGGCAAUUCGGUCAUUGAAAGGAUCGAAAAUUGCCAUUCUGGGAAGGUGGUUGCCGAAAAUGGACAUCUAGUGCUGCAAAGUCAACGCUCACUGCCACUCGAGGACGAUCAAGCCAGCUCCACCGCAAAGCUAUAUAAACUAAGGGGGAGCAUAUCAAAAGCAGAAAUUGAGAAUGAAGGACAUGUCAGGGUCGUGGUACGCGUUGAAGGAAGACAUCAAAAGUUGGCCGACUCCGAUGGAGAUGAAUCAUCACCCGACUGGCUCCCAUUUAUUCUACGCGUUUACCUCUAUGCCAAUUCAGAUAGCAUUCGAAUUGUACAUACAGUUCUCUACGACCAAGAUCCAGAGAGUCAGUUCAUUCGGGGAAUCGGGGUGAGAUUUAACAUCCCUCUCGAAGGCGAGGCUACCUACGACCGGCACGUACGAUUUGCAGGGGUAGACGGCGGUAUUUUUACCGAAGCAGUGCAAGGUGUCACGGGACUAUGGAAAGACCCAGGCGUGAAGGUUCGACAGGCACAAGUCUCCGGUCAACCGACACCCGGCUCGGAGCAUUGGAGCCCGGAAUUCCUGUCUCGGCAACAGUGGGUUCCUCAUUGGAAUGACUUUACAUUGACACAGUUAUCACCUGAUGGCUAUAUCAUGAAGAAGCGAACAAAAGCAGGCCACAGCUGGGUCAACAUCCCCGGGGGACCCAAGGCAGACGGCCUCGCGUAUCUCGGCGGAGCAAGAAAUGGCGGCUUAGGUAUUGGGAUGCGUCAUUUCUGGGAGAGGUACCCUACACAGAUUGAUAUUCGCAAUGCUGAUGCUGAUCGCGGAGAAGUAACCAUAUGGCUCUACAGUCCUGCAGCAGAGCCCUUGGACAUGCGUUCCUACCACGACGGUCUAGGUCUAGAGACAUACGAUGAGCAACUAGAUGCGCUACAAAUUACCUACGAAGAUUGGGAGCCAGGCACUGGAUCCCCUUACGGCAUAGGGAGAACCAAUGAACUUUAUUUGUAUGCGUUCGAGCAUACACCAGCUGUGGAAGAUUUGUCAAGAAUAACAAGAGACAUGCGCAACCCGCCUCUUUUGGUUGCAGAGUCGGAGUAUAUCCAUCGAACAGGGGCAUUAGGACAAUACUGGAUCCCCUUCUCUACAUUGGGUAAUUCAGGCAAUGCUCUUAGCUCAAGGACAAUCGAAAUCCUGCAAAAUCUCGAUUUUCUAUUCGAAUUUUACAAAGAGCAAAUCGCACAACGCCGCUGGUACGGCUUUUGGGACCACGGAGACAUCAUGCACACAUACGAUGCAGACAGACAUACCUGGAGGUAUGAUGUCGGCGGCUACGCUUGGGACAACUCAGAAUUGUCCCCGGAUCUAUGGCUAUGGCUCUACUUUCUUUGCACACGACGCAAAGAUGUGUUUUACAUUGCUGAAAACCUAACCCGGCAUACCUCAGAGGUUGACGUGUACCACCUCGGUCGAUUCAAGGGUCUUGGGACCAGACAUGGGGUUCAACAUUGGAGCGACAGCUGCAAGCAAGCCAGAGUCUCAAACGUACUAUACCGGAAAUACUUCUACUAUUUGACGGGAGGGGACGAGAGAAUGGGUGAAGUAAUCCGAGAGACGCUAGAAGUUGAAAGGACAUUCUGCGUGCUAGAUCCAUACAGGAAAGUGCGUCAAGAUCGGAGCUAUGCUGCUCAAGAUCCUGAAAGUGGAUUCUUAAUUUCUUUGGGGACAGAUUGGUCCGCUCUAGCUGCGGGUUGGAUGAUGGAAUGGGAAAGAAGGGGUCCCCAAUGGGAGACUUAUCGGAGAAAGUUGAUUACUUCCAUGAAGGGCAUCGUGAAGCUGAAGAACGGAUUUGUUACGGGCCAGGCGCGAUUGCAUAUAGAGACAGGGAUGAUCAGUCCGCCUCCUGCCGAUGUUGAGAAUAAAGGACAUGUGCAAGUAUCUCACCUAUCGGCCAUGUUUGGUCUAAUGGAGACCUGCGCCGAACUUGUCGACAUUGACCUUGACGAGCAGGGUGGCAGGAAUUUACCGCAAGAAUUCCGAUCCGCCUGGCUAGAUUACUGCUUUUACUACAAUGCGCCAGGCGACACGCAAAUAUCGCGCUAUGAUGUUAGUUUCCCCAAACUCAUUCUUCGACAGGGACAUUCACGUUUGACAGCAUAUGCGGCUCAGCUACUGAACAAUCCGGAGAUUGCUUGCCGGGCUUGGAAGGAAUUCUAUGAAGGCGACGGCUACGCCAGAUCAUUGCCAUGGAGAACGAAAUGUAUCAAUGGAAGCGAAGUGCCAGUCCCUAUAGAAGAAGCCAAUUGGGUGUCUACUAAUAUCACGUCGCUCUAUGGACUCGCGGCUAUCCAGGGGUUGGCGUUCGGUGUUGGUUAUUUACAUGAGUACUGGGAUUUGAAAACUCAAGUCAAUUAG
Talaromyces atroroseus is the source of this 2778-nucleotide messenger RNA. RefSeq lists its product as hypothetical. Bases 1 to 2778 code for a protein of 925 amino acids. Lineage: Eukaryota; Fungi; Ascomycota; Eurotiomycetes; Eurotiales; Trichocomaceae. The record is from RefSeq and is a predicted model, not a curated record. The transcript has a single exon.